Messenger RNA from Puntigrus tetrazona (Sumatra barb), 1559 nucleotides. Its product is annotated as zinc finger and BTB domain-containing protein 24-like. Bases 45 to 1301 code for a protein of 418 amino acids. Gene Ontology annotation, cellular component: nucleus. Gene Ontology annotation, molecular function: RNA polymerase II cis-regulatory region sequence-specific DNA binding; DNA-binding transcription factor activity, RNA polymerase II-specific. The transcript is spliced from 4 exons. Gene Ontology annotation, biological process: regulation of transcription by RNA polymerase II. Lineage: Eukaryota; Metazoa; Chordata; Actinopteri; Cypriniformes; Cyprinidae. The record is from RefSeq and is a predicted model, not a curated record.
AAGAUUUAAAAUGCCCGUGUUGUAGAUAUUAAUGUAAAAUAAACAUGCUUUCCUUCGAUGCAGGUGAAAAACCGUUCAGAUGCAGUGUCUGUGGCAAGGGUUUUACCCAGAAACACACUCUUUUGGUUCAUCAGCGCAUGCAUACGGGAGAAAAGCCCUUCAUCUGCACUAUAUGCUCCAAAGCGCUGUCCACGAAACAUUCUCUGCUGGAGCACAUGAACCUGCACACAGAGAAAAAGUCAUUCGGUUGUGAACAGUGUGGCAAAAGCUUCAGUCAGAAGCGGCAGCUGAAAAGCCAUCACCGCAUUCACACAGGAAAAGCGCUGCCCGAGUGCGCGCACUGCCAUCAUAAGUUCAUGGAUGCAGCUCAGCUGAAGAAGCACCUGAGAACUCAUACCGGAGAGAAGCCGUUCACGUGUGAGAUCUGCGGGAAGUGCUUCACAGCCAAGAGCACACUGCAGACGCACAUCAGGAUACACAGAGGAGAAAAGCCGUACAACUGCAACAUCUGCGAUAAGACCUUCUCCGACCCCAGUGCCAGGAGGCGUCACGUGGCGUCUCACACGGGGAAAAAGCCGUUCAUGUGUUCCAUCUGCAGCUUGUCGUUUGCCCGAAUGGACAACCUUAAAGCUCACACCAAGACUCACAACAAGGAGCGCCAACAAGGAGAAGCCGAGACCACGGGGCCUGCGCCGGUGGAGGCCGCUUCAGGGCCUGAUGAGAUGCACAGCAUCCUCCAGCUCCAGCCGUACCAGCUUCCCGCCCAACCCGAGCAGGAGAUCCAGCUGGUGGUGACCGGCGAGGUGGACGACAUCAACCUGGGCCAGGAUCAAAGCAUCAGCAUCAUCGCGGCAGAAGAUGCUUCCGUGGAGCAGGGCCUCACGCUUCUCACCCAGCCUUCCGGUCACGUCCAAAACCUGGCGCUGGUCACGCCUGACGGGUUAGACGCCGGCGCUCAAAUCCAAACCAUCAGCGUUUUAGGAAGCCAGGUGAGCGGCGAACAGCCCGAGCAAAUGCACGUCAUCACGCUGACCAAAGAAGCCAUGGAGCAGCUGCGGGUUCAUCACGGAGGUUCUCAGCAGCUGCAGGUGAUCCACCAGCUGUCCGAGAGCGCUGCUGAAAAUCCCAGACGGACGGGGCCCGCGGGAGGCAUUCACAUCAGCAGCCAGAGCGGCCAGCCUAUCUCCAUCAGCCAGACCAGCGAGCAGAUCCCCAGCGAUCAGAUCCAGGGCCAGACCUUCCAGAUCCAGGCUGGGACGGUCUCGUACCUCUACACCACCAGCAUGAACCCGCAGAACUGAACAUCCAUAAUGCUGACGCUUGGUCUCUUUUGUUGUGUAAAUAGUUGUGUUUUAAUGUUAAAGCUGAUUUCGUUGAGAAGGAAUCUGAUAUAUGAUUACACUGUGACUUUUUCAUAAAGCAGAGCCAUACCUAAUGUUUGUUAUUAAAGAGUUGCUGUUUGUAAAAAAGAACAAUGGUUAUGCUUAUUCUCCUUUUGUUGUAAAUGGUUAUAUUUUUGUACUUGUUAAGGAGACAAAAGACAAUAAAUGGUUCGUGUA